This is a messenger RNA of Callorhinchus milii (elephant shark), 2691 nucleotides long. RefSeq names its product E3 ubiquitin-protein ligase RFWD3. Gene Ontology annotation, biological process: protein ubiquitination; interstrand cross-link repair; double-strand break repair via homologous recombination. Gene Ontology annotation, molecular function: protein binding; ubiquitin protein ligase activity. Gene Ontology annotation, cellular component: site of double-strand break; nucleus. The transcript has 13 exons. The record is from RefSeq and is a predicted model, not a curated record. NCBI's taxonomy places the organism in Eukaryota, Metazoa, Chordata, Chondrichthyes, Chimaeriformes, Callorhinchidae. The coding region runs from base 218 to 2437 and encodes 739 amino acids.
GCGGGAGCCAGUGGCGCGGAGUUUGGGUUGGAAACUGACGAGAAGCUCCGCGAGCGUCGCCCCGGAGACCGGGACCUCAGGGUGACCGCAGCUCAGGCCUCGCCGCCUGGGACCCGGGAGGCGCCGCGCCUUUGUUCUGCUGCUCAACCCCGAGUCAGGCCUGAGAUCCCCGGCCUGGAGUUACAGUCAGUGCGGGAGCCGAGGCUGCUUUCCCGGAAUGGCUCAAGAUGUGAUGGAUGUGGACAUGCAGUUGGAGGAUGACGUUGCUUUACUUCCCAGCACUGACCAGCCCAGUCUCCAGCGCCCAGUCGCUGGGCCCUCAGCGCUCAUCCCCGCUGGCGUGCCCGCCGACCAGGAAAGCGAGGCGGAGCCCGCGACCCCGGCCGCUCCCCCCAACCCUCGUCUGGAAGCAGUCCUGCUCACUGAGGAACUGCAGAGGCUGCAAGGGGCCCUGCAGUCAGUCGCUCAACAUCUGUCCCUCGGGCAGAGAGCUGGGCAGCAGCGUAGGAGGAACAGCCGCCGGCAGCCAAGAGUACGUCAUUCCCAGAGAGCAGCAACAGCCAAUGCGAGGACUGUCUCCUUGGACAACUACUUCCGGGUUAACCAACCCCGAGCCACGCCAUCAGUCAGUCAGGUUCAACUUGGAGAUGAGGAGAUGAACAGCAGCAUCAAUAAUUCCAGCUCAGACCCAAGCACGGAUUUCAGUGAAACGGAGGAGAGCGGCAGCACAACGGAGAUAGAGGACGAGGGGGAGACAGCAGGAGCUCCAUCAACGGGUGCUUCAGCUUCUGCUGUUGCUCUGGUCCAGACCAUCCUGACCCCAGCACAGAGUACAGAGGAUGAAGAUUCCCGGUCUCUCCUUCAGGACCAGGAAACCCAGGGGUCACACACAGAGGAGUCUUCACAUGUGAAGCAUGAUGCGCCAAGUAGCAAGAUCACCAGGUCUGCAUCUGAUGAUGAAGGAGAUACCUGCUCCAUCUGCUUUGAGCCAUGGACUAAUGCGGGCAAUCACCGUCUUGCUGCCCUGAAGUGCGGCCAUCUUUUUGGCUUCACCUGCAUUGACCGGUGGCUGAAAGGCCAAGGAGGAAAAUGUCCUCAGUGUAAUAAGAAAGCCAAGCGCUCAGACGUAGUGCUGCUGUACGCUCGAGUGCUGAAAGCCGUGGACACCAGUGAGCAGGAGCGCUUGAAGAGUGAUCUGGAGAAGGAGCAGAUGUUACGACGGAAGGCAGAGCUGGAAUCCGCACAGUGUCGUCUCCACCUGCAGGUCGUGUCAGACAAGUGCACCAAGUUACACAAGCAGCUGCAGCAGCUGAAAUCUUUGGUGGCACAGCGUGGCUCUAGCAGUUCGCAGGCCUCCUUGAGCUCCAGUAACCCGCUGACUGGUCACAUCAGCAGCAGCCAGAGCCAGUGCAAGUACCAGUUUGAGAAAGGCAUCAUGAUCUCGCAGAGCGGCAACUGCCGGGUCAUGACUUACUGCGCUUCCAUGGGCUGCCUCGUCAUCUCCCAGCCUUCUCCUCAGACCGCUCUCCUACCCGGGUGUGGAGUGAAAAAAAUCAGCUCUACGAAUUUCCGCAGCGUGCAGUAUGUUCCCAUCCACACUAAGCAGAUCCGAAGCUUGGCGUUCAGUGACAGGGACAGCAUCCUCCUCUCAGCAUCACUGGACAACACCAUCAAACUGACCAGCCUGUUGGCCAACACUGUGGUGCAGACAUACAACACUGGCCGCCCUGUGUGGAGCUGCUGCUGGAGCUCCGACAACACGAACUACAUUUACGCCGGCCUGAUCAACGGCUCCAUUUUGGUGUAUGACAUGAGGGACACCAGCACUCACGUUCAGGAGCUCCCAUCACAAGGGUCCAGGUGUCCUGUGACGUCGCUGUCCUACCUCCCGCGCAUGGCCUCUGCAGCGUUUCCGUGUGGCGGGCUGUUGGCUGGGACCCUGGAGGGCGGCUGCUUCUGGGAGCAGAAAUCCUCAGACACGUACAAGGCCCACCUGUUGCCUCUGGAGGCCGGGAGCUGCACAGAUAUCCAGGUCGAACCCACAUUACGGCAUUGUCUCGUCACAUACAGGCCAGGAAAGACCCACACCUCUUUACGGUGUGUGUUGAUGGAGUUAUCGAGCAGUCCCUUACCGAACUCCCUCGAGGAUCUGAUCUGCACGUGUUACCCCAUCCAGACAUUCAGCGCUGGCUCCACCUGCAAACUGCUGACCAAAAAUGCCAUCUUCAACAACCCCGAGCAGGACGGCAGCAUCCUGGUGUGUGCUGGGGAUGAGGCCACAAACAGGGCCAUGGUAUGGGAUGCUGGAAGUGGCUGCCUGCUUCAGAAGCUGCAGGCUGACCAGCCUGUUUUGGACAUCUGUCCCUUUGAAGCCAAUCAGACCAGUUUCCUCGGAACCCUGACAGAAAAAAUGGUCAAGAUCUACAAAUGGGCCUAGAUGGGCUGCCUCCAUCCGCCUGUGCUGGCAUUGUUCAACGUGACAGGCCUGGCAACCAAGGGCCAAGCUGUACGAGUAUUCCUGAGCUGCACUCGAGGGGAUUGAAAUCAAAUCUGCGGACCUCUUAAACAGGAUCAUCUGCUUAUCGCGUGCACUCUGUUUGCUGCUGAUUUUCCCGACUGUAACCUCGGAAUCAUCCUUCAUUCUUUUUAUUUUAAAAAUAUCAUUUCUUGUUUCAAAGCAGCUGCUGCUCA